Messenger RNA from Phanerochaete carnosa HHB-10118-sp, 2657 nucleotides. RefSeq lists its product as uncharacterized. NCBI's taxonomy places the organism in Eukaryota, Fungi, Basidiomycota, Agaricomycetes, Polyporales, Phanerochaetaceae. Bases 183 to 2315 code for a protein of 710 amino acids. Gene Ontology annotation, molecular function: mRNA binding; metal ion binding. The record is from RefSeq and is a predicted model, not a curated record. The transcript has 6 exons.
ACAAACCUGAAGACCUCCUGUCCAGCAACCAAGCAAAAACGAGCAUGUCAUCCAGAGACAUCUUACCGGCGUCAGGCGGCGCAUCACGGAGGCCGCAGUCGGUAGGGUUACAAAAACCUGAGCGAUCUGGGAGGCCGAUCGCAACCAACACGAACGGGGGCGAGUGGGAUAUUGCAGAUGAUAUGGUGAAGCUGCAGAUUACUGAGGAUCCUCCCGAACACAAAUCUCAUUUGCGUACCCCGCCUCAUCUCCGGGGCCAUUUGGGUGUUGUCGGCAUCGAGACCAGCCCCCUCGAGACGUCUUCAGAGACCAGCCUUGGCUCAGAGUCUCCGAACGCGUUCGAUCAGCCUGGCACCCUCGGCUCACACUCUCGCGGCUCCUCAGCCGACACCACCGCCUCCUCCCACACACCAUCCUACUCUGGCGGACAGACGCUGCAUGCGGGACCGUACACACCGUUGAAAGUUGGUGGUAUGGGCGAAUCCAGGAAUCGCCCGCAUUCUUAUAGCGGAGGAUUAUCCUCAGCGGACCUCUUGCGCUUGCAACAAGCUGGCGGGAGUCCGGGCGUUCCCGAGACAUGGUCGAGUCCAAACGGCACUCCAGAGCGACAGGCGCCAGCUGAGCAACCAACUUAUCCAUCGCUGGUUGGCCAAGGCUCCCGAUCUCAAGAGGCACUCCUUGGAACUCGCUCAGACGAGACCCAAGGAAGCUACGAAGCGCCUCCUCGCCAGCAGUAUGGCUCUCUCGCUCAAGGCCCUACUGCGCACGCUGCCAGUUCUGCUGCACCGUCCGCUCCCUACGCUGCUGCCAAUCGUCCGACUGGCAUUGCAGCCUCGGGCGCCCAAUUCCGCCAACGCGCCUUCUCGCCUCCGCAGCCGGUCCCGACGGUCAUGCAGAGUCCACCGAAUUUUGGCUAUCCUGGCCCGUUGCCCUUGACAGUGGCAGGUGGACAGCAAUUGUACGAUAUGAUGCUGCCUACACCGCCUCUUGAGAACCCCGCGAUGGCACGGCUCCAGCAACAGACGCCGUAUCGCGGUGUCCACCAGCACUCCGCCUCCGACCCAGCAUCUCUCCGCGACCCUGCCGUGCUCGCGUUACUCAACACCAACAUGCAAGCUGCGUUCGCUGCCGGCCAAAUAUACGGUCCCGCCGCCAUGGUCCCGCCCAAUAUGGCGAUGUUCAACCAGUUCUAUGCUGGCCCCGAGGGCUACCCCAGUCCUGAUCUCGCCAUGAUGGCAAGGCUCCAACCUCAGUUUACUGGCCAGUACGGCAUCCCGUCCGCGCAAAGUGCUACAGCCGUUGGAUCUAACAGGCAGCAGGCCACACAGUCUCCUGAAAGCAGCUCCGGGCUUGGCCCGAACGCGAACAACCGGAAGCUGGGCUUGUACAAGACGGAAUUGUGCAGGAGCUGGGAGGAGAAGGGAAGCUGUCGCUAUGGAGCCAAGUGUCAGUUCGCACACGGAGAAGAGGAGCUGAGACUGGUGCAGCGGCACCCCAAGUACAAAACGGAGAUCUGCAGGACUUUCUGGGUCUCUGGCUCUUGCCCUUACGGCAAGCGUUGCUGCUUCAUCCACACGGAGCUGCCAGGUGCUGCAAACCAAGGCGGCGGCCAAGAUAACGCUGCCUCACAUGGCGCGGGCGAACAACGCCCACGUUCUGACAGCGACCCCAAUGAAGGAUCAACUUCUCUCCUUGCUCGCAUCUCUGCGAAGCGCCAAGAACCUCUGGGUGCGAACAAGCCUGGAAGCGUGAGCACGACGCCUCCAGCUACCGGCUUCGGCGGACGUCCGGGGUCGCUGCGGGUCGACACCUCGGUGCUGGACCCGAAUGCAGGGAAGCAGAACAAGUCUGCGUUCCCCACCUUCACCCACAAUGGCAUUCUUGUUUCGUCAAACGACGAAGCUCCGGCCAUGUCUCCCGGUCCCGUGACCGCCGCGCCAGACUUUGGGAGACAUGCCGCUGCACGGAUGGACAUUGUCGGCGCACAGCCGCGCGUCCGCAAAACUACCGACGUGAACCCCAACCUUCGCCAUUCAUUCAACGGCGGCGAGAUCCAGUUCGAUCUGAGCGCGACCACGCCGACCGCCCCGAACCAGGGGCAGUUCAGUGUGGCCACAGACAUGCAGUCCCAGCGCGCCGCGCGCAUGAACGGACACGUCCGCUCGGGCAGCGCAGGCAACUGGGGCUCCGCGACGCGCGCGGCGGGGCACCUGAGCGCGUACCCGCUUUCGUCUAUACCCGGUGGCGAGCUCAAGGGAAACAUGCCCUGGGCAGAGUACCCUGCGUCUCGGCGUGCCGAGAACAACUGGGCCUAAAUUAGGGCGCACCAUGCGGCCCCGUACAUGAGUAUGAUUGCGAAGGACAAGUCACUUCGAAAGUGCUCUUGAUGUGACCCUUUCUUUACUGGAGGACACUUGUAAUCAUCCUUUCUUUUCUAGAGUCUGUGGCUCGUUGUGUGGUUUACUGUCUGUCUCACUGUCCUGUCCCACCCGUUACCUGUGUGCAUACUAAUUCUCUCCCAUCUGACUUCUUGUGUUCCAAACUCGCUAUCCAAUAUCCUCUCUCAUCAUGCCUAUCGUCUUCAUUUCAUCCAUCGUUGUUUCUGCAGAUCUUGACUUGUUCCCCCGAACAUUUCGGAUAGCUUGCUACAAUCACUC